Molecule: messenger RNA, 651 nt
Organism: Acanthosepion pharaonis
Lineage: Eukaryota; Metazoa; Mollusca; Cephalopoda; Sepiida; Sepiidae
Source: the annotation of a GenBank genome assembly
AUGAAAUACAUCCACGAACCUCAAGACACCAGGCGACCAAACGUCAUGGCAGUACAACUUGACGAUAAGACACAACCUGCUUCCCAUAAUCUAAUCUCCUUCCCUAUCUCUUUGUUUCUCUCUCUCUCUCCUUCCCUAUCUCUUUGUUUCUCUCUCUCUCUCCUUUCCUAUCUCUUUGUUUCUCUCUCUCUCUCCUUUCCUAUCUCUUUGUUUCUCUCUCUCUCUCCUUUCCUAUCUUUUGUUUCUCUCUCUCUCCUUUCCUAUCUCUUUUGUUUCUCUCUCUCUCCCUUUCCUAUCUCUUUGUUUCUCUCUCUCUCUCACCUUUCCUAUCUCUUUGUUUCUCUCUCUCUCUCCUUUCCUAUCUCUUUGUUUCUCUCUCUCUCUCCUUUCCUAUCUCUUUGUUUCUUUCUCUCUCUCCUUCCCUAUCUCUUUGUUUUUCUCUCUCUCUCUGUUUUUCUCUCUCUCUGUUUUUUUCUCUCUCUCUCUGUUUUUUUCUCUCUCUUUCUCUCUCUUUAUCACUUUGUGCCUGUUACUCUCUUGCAUUCCCAUUAUCUCUGUGGCUAUUGUUUUCUCUACCUCUCACUUUAUAUCUGCUUUUCCUUCUCCCUCUCUCUGUGUCUGCUUCUUUCCCUCUUUCUCAGUAUCUAUUGA